UCCUAAUUUCUUUUUGAAAUCAACUUUCAUUAAAAAGAAGCAUUAAAUAGAAGCGGUUAGAUCAGCCAAAACGAGUUGAUAGACCCCAACCACUAAGCAUAUAUAACCGAAAGAGCUAAUUUUGCUAAGUUAUAAGCCACCGAAAUAGAAAGCUUGAUUGAGAAAGAAAUUCCUUGACAGCAAGCAUCCUUAAACAGUGUUUUACAAUCAUGAACAACUAGACCCACAUCAUUACAAAGUAAAAUAGUUAUUGAAGUAAACUGCUAGACUGCUAGUACUACUUUUUUAACAGUAAGAAAUUAGAAUAUUUUUUUGAUAAUCUGACAUAUAACAAACUGCUUAUAUUAAAAUGGAUUAGGAUCCUCUCCUAUUACGUUCAAUCAAUCUACACCAUUCAUUACAAAAUGAAUGGCGUAGGUUAACUUAACAUAUGUGCGGAUACCCCCAUAAUGGGAAUAGACCUGAAGCACAUUGUGACUACAUUACGCAACUGCAGGCUAGUUCCAACGCUCAGAUAUGGUAAAUCACUUCACUCUCAUCUGAUAAAAACUGGGCACUCUCAUAAUAUGUACAUAGCCGGCAAUUUAAUCUCAAUGUACGUAAAUUGUUCUUUACUCGUCGACGCAUGCAAGCAGUUUGAUGAAAUGCCUGAGAAGAAUAUUUUUACUUGGACAACUAUGAUAUCUGCAUAUACCAACUUUGGAAAACCUUAUGAAUCUAUUAAAUUGUACAUCCAUAUGUUAGAUUCUAAAGCUGAGGUGCCUAAUGGUUUUACAUAUUCUGCGGUACUAAAAGCGUGUGGGCUUGUGGGGGAUAUUGAGUUAGGUAAACGGAUUCACGAGAAGAUUUCUAGAGAAGAUUUAGAUAAUGACAUUGUGUUGAUGAAUACUCUGCUGGAUAUGUAUGUUAAAUGUGGCAGUUUGGAUGAUGCAAGAGAAGUUUUUGAUGGUAUUUUAAUGAGUGCGAAUUCAGUUACAUGGAAUACUCUUAUUUCGGGGUACUGUAAUGAAGGCUUAAUGUACGAGGCGGUUAAUUUGUUUAAUCAGAUGCCAGAGCGAAAUACUAUUUCUUGGAACAUCAUUAUUGCUGGUUUUGUGGAGAAUAAGAGCUUGCGAGCAUUGGAUUUUGUCUGUAGGAUGCACGAGGAAGGGUUUGAGCUUGAUGAUUUUACGUUUCCUUGUGCACUUAAAUUAUGUUGCUAUGUUGGUUUCUCAGAUAUGGGGAAACAGAUUCAUUGUUAUGCUAUAAAGUCAGGUUUUACAUCUAGCUGCUUCACUGUGUCAGCACUAGUUGAUAUGUAUUCGAAUUGCAAUCUUUUAACUGAAGCUGUAACGCUAUUUGAUUGGUAUUCAGGCUGCAACUAUUCAACUUCUGAUAGUUUAGCCCUUCAGAACUCUAUGCUUUCCGGAUAUGUCAUUAAUGGGCAGAAUAGAGAAGCUCUGAAUAUGCUUUCAAAAAUCCAUCUUUCUGAUGCCUAUUUUGAUUCUUACACAUAUGCUAGUGCUUUGAAGGUAUGCAUUAACUUGCUUAGUAUAACAAUAGGGAGUCAAGUGCACGGUUUGGUUGUUAUCAGUGGGUAUGAGCUUGAUUAUGUUGUCGGGAACCUCCUCGCGGAUCUCUAUGCAAAACGUGGAAACAUUAAGGAAGCUCUUGGUUUGUUUCACAGGCUUCCAAAGAAAGAUACUGUAACGUGGUCUGGUUUAAUGACGUGUUGUUCCAAGAUGGGAUUAAACUCGUUAGCUUUGUCACUAUUCCGAGACAUGGUUAAAUUGCAAGUUGAAGUCGACCAAUAUGUUAUUUCUAACGUUGUGAAAGUUUGUUCAAGCCUAGCAUCUCUUGGAAAUGGCAAACAGAUUCAUGCUUUUUGUAUUAGGAAUGGAUAUGAAACCGAUGGGGUUACAGUUACAGCUCUGAUUGAUAUGUACAGCAAAUGUGGUGAAAUUGAAAAUAGUUUAACUUUAUUUCACAGUACCGUAGAAAAGGAUAUCGUGUGCUGGACAGGGAUUAUCGUAGGGUGUGGACAGAAUGGAAGAGCAAAGGAAGCUGUUGAAUUUUAUCGAAAGAUGAUUCAAAUCGGGUUAAAACCAAAUGAAGUCACCUUUCUAGGUGUUCUUACCGCCUGCAGACACGCUGGCUACCUAAAAGAGGCGUGGGGUAUAUUCGAGUCAAUGAAAAUUGAUCAUGGACUUGAACCUCAGAUGGAACACUAUUAUUGUAUGGUUGAGCUUCUCGGUCAUGCCGGGUGUUUCAAUGAUGCGAUGAAAUUAAUAUCAAAGAUGCCAUUUAAGUCCGAUAAAACAAUAUGGAUCUCUUUGCUUGGGGCAUGUGGAAUUCAUCGGAAUGCUGAACUAGUUAGAACCAUUGAAAAUAACCUUCUUGCAUCCUUUUCGGAUGAUCCUUCAGUAUACAUUAUGCUGUCGAAUACUUAUGCAACAUUAGGUAUGUGGGAUAAUUUAAGCAAGGUGAGGGAAUCUGCAAAAAGACUGGGCGUGAAAAAAGGUGGAACGAGCUGGAUUGAGAUUUAAUAAUUAAGAUAAGUUCUUCAUUUUACUCUACUGCAUGGCCCAAAUGAUCGAUCACAUAGUUCUUUUUACAAAUUUUACUUACCUGUCAACUAUGCUGCACAGAAACAUAAAUGGAUAAUGCUGAAAGGGAAAUUGCCGAAACAUAAAUUUUAGAGUUUCAGAAGCAUUUUUGAAAAAUAGAAACAAAAUGCCAAAAUGAAGGAACUGAGAAGUUUAAAUGCAACAUAGUCUGUCGAUGAUUUGUUAAUGACCGGACCAUGGGACUGAAAUCCUGAAGAUGCGAGAAAAAAUGACAUGUCGUCACUAACAAGUAGUGACAGAUUUACAUACAGGCUAGGCUAGGCUCUAAUUCAGGAUGCCGUCGAAAAUUUUGAAAAGAAGAAGGUAGAGUUUGUAGUGAAUCCGGGAUUAGAGAAUAGAGAAGGUUAAGCUCGGGCUGCCGAAAGGUUAGAGAUGGACUAAAGGUUAAGCCCAAGCUGAAAUGAAAUACGAUUCCGCUACUAUAGUAAACAGGCCAACAAGAAAGUCCAUGAGAAAUGGAGGGAAAAAGCUUGGAGAUGUGUUGCAUUUUCAAUUUACAGAUGAUUAUAUAUAUAUAUACUGCAUCAGAAUCCUUCAUAAUCACAUUAUUAUGACAAGAAUCCACAAUAGCCUCUAAACCUAAUCCUUCUAAAUGUUCAAUAAUCAUUUAUCAUGAAUGGUCCAGCCAUUUGAGUUGGACCUAACAGAAGCCGUGAGUACUGCAACAUACGUGGGUGGGUUCCAGUUGAUCAAUAGUUAGUGAGGAGCCCCAACCAAUUCAUUUGUCACUGUUGAAUGUUGAUGCAAAGCUUUCAUAGCUUGCUGUAGAAGACUUCAUCCCGUGCUUUCAGUUACGGUGUGGAUUCCCUUCAAACCGAAUUGAACCAAACUAUAAUUUUGAAUGUAUCAGCCGCAUCAAACUGAAUCAGUCAGGUUUAGCUGUUUUUCGGUCCAAGUGAUUUUUUUUAGCGCGGUUUAUAUCAAUUUGAAUUAAAAUUAAGAAUGA
Messenger RNA from Mercurialis annua (annual mercury), 3552 nucleotides. RefSeq names its product pentatricopeptide repeat-containing protein At4g08210. Gene Ontology annotation, molecular function: RNA binding; protein binding. The transcript is spliced from 2 exons. The record is from RefSeq and is a predicted model, not a curated record. Gene Ontology annotation, biological process: RNA modification. The coding region runs from base 450 to 2525 and encodes 691 amino acids. Lineage: Eukaryota; Viridiplantae; Streptophyta; Magnoliopsida; Malpighiales; Euphorbiaceae.